AUGCCAAUUGGUGUCGGCUCUGUUGGCGAUAUAAUCAGCAUCUGUCUUUUGGCAAAAGAUUUGGUUGAAGCUCUGAACAGCAGCAGAGGCGCUGCCGCCGAAUAUCAGGAAAUCGUGCGAGAGUUGUGGGGCCUUGAGCGAGCCUUAUUACAAGUUGAUCUUCUCUCAAGGACUCACAAUAGCUCUCCUGAGAUUAAUGCUCUUCAUGAGACUGCACGGCGAGCUGCCGAAGACUGUGGCGUGGGCAUUGCUGGCUUUUUGAAGAAGGUGAAGAAGUAUCAACCAAGUCUUCGCGAGAGUGGAUCUGGGAGCGUCUUGCGUGACGCAUCUAGGAAAAUCCAGUGGCAGUUGAUGCAAAGCAAUGAUGUGUCCAAAUUCAGAGCAGAGAUUGGCGCUCAAAGUCAGUCUAUAAGUAUGUUGUUGGCGACUAUGAGUGUGAGAACACUGGUAGUCAGUGAUGUAAAGCUCAAUGCUCGUCUCACCAGCUCCGAAAGUAAAAUCGACGACGAGAUGCAGAAACAGACCGUGAUUGUGGCAGAAGUACGCGACCGAUUGAAGGAAAACAACACGCUCAUAUCAGCUGUGGCUACGAAAGUGACAGAUGCUCUACGAUUCGAAUGGUUCCGUCAAUUAGGUUCAGAGCUGAAAAGUAUGAUGAACAGGAUUUUCCGAACGAAUGUGGCAACCUUUGAAGCAGUUGUUGCUAUUCAGCGUGUGCUUCCCAGUCACCUGGAGCGGUCGAUGUUUCGAGACCCUUUCAUCCUAGAAGAUGCCAUUGGCAGGAUAUCGCCUGUACACAUGGAUUUCAUCAAUUCUUGGGAGGCAUUUGACGCUAUUCUGCGAUUGCGUUUCCAGGAUGUCCAGGGCUUCAAGAAAGUCCGAAACAAUGAAUACAUUCUCCAAGAACAUACGACAAAGAGGGAGAUCAAGCGUACACGUCGAUGGGAUUUGGCAUUCAUGCCAGGCCAACGGAUAGAUAUGAGCUUGGUCUUCGUGAAGAAGGAGGCGGAAGAGGCUGAAGAGAUUCAGUCAACCUCGUGUCCGAAUUGUCGUGCAACUUCGGAUAAGUCCCAAGACUCAGAUAUUCAAUGGUAG
This is a messenger RNA of Mollisia scopiformis, 1095 nucleotides long. RefSeq lists its product as uncharacterized. The transcript is spliced from 2 exons. Lineage: Eukaryota; Fungi; Ascomycota; Leotiomycetes; Helotiales; Mollisiaceae. Bases 1 to 1095 code for a protein of 364 amino acids. The record is from RefSeq and is a predicted model, not a curated record.